Messenger RNA from Elgaria multicarinata webbii, 1721 nucleotides. It is a transcript of the gene PPM1L, whose product is annotated as protein phosphatase, Mg2+/Mn2+ dependent 1L. Gene Ontology annotation, biological process: positive regulation of canonical NF-kappaB signal transduction; negative regulation of canonical NF-kappaB signal transduction; peptidyl-threonine dephosphorylation. Gene Ontology annotation, molecular function: cation binding; protein serine/threonine phosphatase activity. Gene Ontology annotation, cellular component: nucleus; cytosol. Lineage: Eukaryota; Metazoa; Chordata; Lepidosauria; Squamata; Anguidae. The record is from RefSeq and is a predicted model, not a curated record. The transcript has 5 exons. The coding region runs from base 446 to 1528 and encodes 360 amino acids.
CACGGGCGGCAAUCGAGCCCAACCCAGUGGGAGGGACAGGCGCAAGAGAAAAGGGGAGCCAGGUACCUUGCGGGCGACCCUGCAGCUGAUCUUCUUCAGCCGACUGUCUGGGAGCCGCACGCUUGUCGGGACACAGCAGGAGCCAGAAGAGAAGGCAGAUAAGCUUGCUCUUGGUUGCACGAUCUCGACAACUUGACAUCAAAGCUGCCCCAGCCAUCUGUGACUUGAGCUCUCUGAAGCUGUGAAGCAGCCAGUGGUACACAGAGAGGAGGUGGCGGCAGCGGCGGCGGCAGCAGCUUUAGCAGCAGAUAACCCUGCCCUCAGUGGGUUUGUAUUACCAGAGCAUGCACUGAUUUGCUGCCUUGUCUUUAGACCCAUCCCAACCAUCAGGGCGUGUGGUGCAUGGUGUGUGGAGGAGGGGGGGAAUCCACUGUCUCUGUAAUAAAUGAUAGAGGAUACAAUGACUUUGCUCUCUCUGCUGGGUCGGAUCAUGCGUUACUUCUUGCUGAGACCAGAGACACUCUUCCUGCUAUGUAUCAGCCUGGCCCUGUGGAGCUACUUCUUCCAUACGGAUGAAGUGAAAACCAUUGUCAAGUCCAGUAGGGAUGCUGUGAAGAUGGUGAAGGGCAAGGUGGCAGAGAUCAUGCAGAAUGACCGGCUCGGGGGUCUGGAUGUGCUGGAUGCUGAGUUUUCCAAGACCUGGGAGUUUAAGAACCACAACGUGGCUGUCUAUUCCAUCCAAGGCCGGAGAGACCACAUGGAGGACAGGUUCGAAGUGAUCACUGACCUGGUGAACAAAACCCAUCCUUCCAUAUUUGGGAUAUUCGAUGGGCACGGAGGAGAGGCAACAGCAGAAUAUGUGAAGACCCGCUUACCUGAAGUCCUAAAACAGCAUCUUCAAGACUAUGAGAAAGACAAGGAGAAUAGUGUAUUAUCUUACCAGACCAUCCUGGAACAACAGAUUCUGUCAAUUGAUCGAGAAAUGCUGGAAAAGUUGACUGUGUCCUAUGAUGAAGCAGGUACAACAUGUCUGAUUGCAUUACUGUCAGAUAAGGAGCUCACGGUGGCCAACGUUGGGGAUUCGAGGGGCGUCUUGUGCGAUAAGGAUGGAAAUGCUAUCCCUUUGUCCCAUGAUCACAAGCCCUAUCAGCUGAAGGAGAGGAAGAGGAUUAAAAGAGCUGGUGGCUUCAUCAGUUUUAAUGGUUCCUGGCGUGUUCAGGGGAUCCUGGCCAUGUCCCGCUCCCUUGGAGAUUAUCCGCUGAAAAAUCUGAACGUUGUCAUCCCUGAUCCAGAUAUCCUCACCUUUGACCUGGACAAACUCCAACCAGAGUUCAUGAUCUUAGCAUCAGAUGGGCUGUGGGAUGCCUUUAGCAAUGAGGAGGCUGUACGGUUCAUCAAAGAACGUUUGGAUGAACCACAUUUCGGAGCAAAGAGUAUAGUCCUGCAGUCGUUUUACAGAGGAUGCCCUGACAACAUAACAGUCAUGGUGGUGAAGUUCAAGAGCAGCAGUAAAACAGAAGACCAGUAAACAUUUCUAAUGUCCCUCUGCCUCUCUCUUGAUGAACUUCUUCAUCAAACCUUUACACUUCAACACAGUAGACAGCUGUAGCAAGUAUAUUAGUAUUAAAACUGUACAUCCAAAAAAGGAAUGAGGAAAAUCACUCUUUGAUAAACAGAGCUACGCAGAAAACACAUUCAAAACCAUUGGUGGUGGGUUUUUU